ACGCAACAGCCUCCAUAGACUUCAGCUCAUCCUAAACUCUGUUGCUUAUAUCCUAUCCCGCACAAUUGCAGUGAACCCAUCUCCCCAGUCCUUAUAUUAGCUCAUGGAUCACCAGCACCUCAAAUUUAAAAUUGUCACCUGACCCUGCAUUUCCACACCCUUCCCUUUCCAUAUAACGGACUCCAGCUCACCCAUUCCCAAAGCCGCAAUUCCUCUUCAGUCUUUUCCUUCUCUCUUUCUUCCGGUUACUUAAUUCCUCUGCUUCCCGUUAUUUAAUGGCCGAGGGGACGAGAUCUCCAGCCAGAUGACGAUCCUUAUCCUCCCUGUUCUUCAUCUUCUGCAGCUUCUCACCGACCCGGCUUCAGCACAGGUGACGAAAGACAUGGUGGCUGCUACAGGUUCCUCCGUUCUAUUCCCUGGAACUGAUAGAGAAUUCCAUAAUCUCCAUUGGGAAUUCUCUAAUCCAAGCAGGACUCUUCCCAUUUUAGAUUACGGUGUGGACUAUGAACAAAUAUAUGAUCAGUACAAGAAUCGAAUUGAAUUUAGAAAAUCAAAUGGAUUCUUAUUGCUGAAAGAUUUACACAAAGAGGAUACUGGCAAAUACAAAAUGACUGCGGACUUGGACCCGACCAGGACUAGAAUUCUAACUCUUACAGUGUAUGAUCCCCUCUCCACACCCCAAAUCACCAGAAAUGACAGCCUUGAGAAGAACAUGAUUAUUCUGAGCUGUACAGUGCAGAGCGGGACAGCCAGUUCCAUUUGGUGGACCAGAGGAGGGCUCGCACUCCCAGAUGACGAGCGUUAUUUUCUCUCCGCAGACAACAGUACUUUAACCAUUAGGAAUGUAGAGGAAUCAGACUCUGGUUAUUAUAACUGCACUAUCGAAAACCCAGUCAGUCGAGAGAGCAACAGCUAUCAGCUGUCCAUCAAGGAUCGUGAUCCCAGAGGGCGACAUGGAUUAAUUCUGGCUGUUGGUCUGAAUGUGCCAAUGCUCUUUGUUCUCGUGUAUGGCUGUAAAUUGAAGCCUUCAACAGUAUUGGUGUGUUCUCUACCACUGGCCAAAGGAGACAGCUGUUUGGGCAAAGAUAUUACAAUCCUCAGCACUUGUAGCAGGCAUCCUGGUGUUAACACAAUUUGCCUGCUCUAAGCAGCUGACAGUAAGGUGACCUCUAAUUAUAACAAUCUCAACACUCUGGUAGCUAUAGAGAAGCGCUAAGUCCAGUACGCAUUCUGAAAAUCAGGGAGGCUACCUGUACUUGAAUUAAACGCAGCUUUCAAGAAUAGAGGCUCCUUGCGAACCUGGGUAGGGUAUCAGUUAGGAGACGGAGAAUAAUGAUGGAUAUGUACUCAAAUUGGUAGGAUGUAGUUACUGGUUGCCAUGUCCUGCCCCUCCCCACUCAGGGGUCUCUACUGUGACCUCGGCUUUCCCCUUCAUUCAUUCAGUAAGGCCAUCUACUGAGAGCGUUAGGUCCAAUGGGGGCUUUAGAUUUCGUGCCCACAUGUCCGUCCUUGGCCUGCUGCAAAGUUGCAGUGAAGCCCAACGCAAACUGGAGGAACAGCACCUCAGCUUCCGAUUAGGCACUUCACAGGCUUCUGGACUGAACGUUGAGUUCAACAACUUCAGACUGUGAACUUUCUCCUCUACCUUUACUCCUUUUAAAUCUCUUUUUUAAAAUUUAUUUUUAUUUUUCAUCGCUUUUUAUUCAUUUCAUUUUAUCUUUUUUCCUCAACACCACCCGACCCCCCCACAGGGUCAUCUAUCACUUGUUUCUAUGUUGUUCUUUCACAGAGCGACUCAUGUUUUAUGAACACCUUCUGCUAUAUUACCUUUAUGCCACUAUUAGCACGACCUUUAGUCUUCACCACUACCAUUAACACUCACUUUGCCUUGUGCCUACAACAUCUUUGUCAAUCUCUCCUUAGUCCCAUCUAUCCUUGUCCUUCUGUCUUAGAUCACCUGCUCCACCCCAUCUUAAACAGUAUAAAUUCCAUCACAUCUCUACUUCUCUUUAGCUCUGAAGAAGAGUCAUAUGGACUCAAAUGUUAACUCUGUUUUUCUCUAAACAGAUACUGAAUGUGGUCCCACAGCAAUGUAGUUGACUUUUACCUGCCCUUUGAAAUGGUCUAGCAAGCUACUCAGUUCAAGGGCAGUUAGGGAUGGGCAACAAAUGCUGGCUUUGCCAGCGAUGCCCACAUCCUGUAAAUGAAAGUUUUCUUUUACAUGUCCAGUGUCUAUGACGCUAUCUCGCCAUCACAUGGAAAGGGAAAGUCACCAAGUCCGUUCAAAUAUAUAGAGCUAUUCAAGCAAGGACAUUGUUGGCUUGGGCAGAGGAUAGAACAUGGCCACAUUACCAAGGAUAUGUUGUACAGGGAGCUAACCCAUUGCAAGAGACUAGCUAGGUGUCCAGAACUCCCAUUCAAGGAUGCUGUCAAAAGAGACAGGAAAGCCCUCCACAUCCGUCAUUUAUGGUAAGUGGGAAAAUGUAGCUGACUAUCAGUGCAAAUGACAAAGUGGGAAACUCUAGCUGACUAUCAGUGCAAAUGAGAACAGCAGCUGUGGGUAGGGAUUUGCCACCAUGAUGACAUGUAGUUUCAGAAGUUGCAAAGCAGAAGACGGCCCUGAAACAAAGCAACAGCAGACAUCACCCCGCACCGCACCAUCAACAAAAUGCAGCUUCAUGAGUGGCCCUCGAGGCAGACUUUACCUUGGCUUGUUCAGACCUCAAAAGAAGAACAGCAGAAGAUCUCAUCUGGCCCCACCAAAGUCCUGCUUUCCCAUCAUUUAUCACAGAUGGAGCCAAAUGAAAACAAUCAUUUAACUGUUUGCCCUUUCCUCAUGUCUUGGUGUUAAAUUCUAUUUGCAGAUGAUCCUGUGAAGUGCCUUGGGAUAUUUUUCCACAUUAAAGAUGCCCAUUAGAUAGAAAUAACUACUGUUGCUUGCAUGAUGUAACUUUCUGUGAUGUAAGAUUAAAUAUAUGAACCUCACACCCAAA
This is a messenger RNA of Carcharodon carcharias (great white shark), 2993 nucleotides long. RefSeq names its product carcinoembryonic antigen-related cell adhesion molecule 1-like. Bases 305 to 1147 code for a protein of 280 amino acids. The transcript has 5 exons. The record is from RefSeq and is a predicted model, not a curated record. Lineage: Eukaryota; Metazoa; Chordata; Chondrichthyes; Lamniformes; Lamnidae.